UAGUAGGACUGAAAAUGAAUAAAAGGUGACAGUCAAAUUUUUUUAAAUAAACAAUUAAUAUAGGAAUAAAAUAGAGUAAGGGUUCUGGGAUUGAAGAUCCCGGUAUUGUUGCAUUGGCAUCACAUCGACGCUAAAAAGAUAAUAUAUGCUAGUAGUAAUAUCAAACGCGGUGUGUUCGAGCGGUUAGGUUCUGUCUCUCUCUCGCGGAGUGGAGUGGAGAGAGAUAGUAGUUGCCAAGAAAAGAAUAGGAAAGGGGGAGAUAGUAUGGCUAUUGAGGAGAAGGAGGUUGUGGAAGCAGCGGCAGAAGUAGAAGAAGAAGAAGAAGAUGUAAUGAUAAAAAUGGGGUCUUACGGUGGGAUGGUGAGAAUGGUUUCAGAAGAGGCCGCAGAGGAAAUAAUGCUACUGUGGGGUAUUCAGCAGCCCACUCUCUCCACCCACAACGCCUUCGUCCGUCAAUCCUCUCUCCAACUCCAUCUCGACGCUUGCGGUCGCUCUCUCACUAUUCUCCAAUCCCCUUCUUCCAUGAGCACUCCUGGAGUAACUGGAGCGGUGAUGUGGGACAGUGGAGUUAUUCUCGGCAAAUUCUUGGAGCAUGCUGUGGAAUCAGAUAUGAUUCUUCUUCAAGGCAAGAAAGUUAUUGAAUUGGGCUCUGGCUGUGGAUUAGUCGGCUGCAUUGCAUCUUUUUUGGGUGCUCAAGUUAUACUUACUGAUUUGCCAGAUAGAUUGAGACUACUGAAAAAGAAUGUUGAGGCUAAUCUAUACGGGGAUGUGCGGGGUUCUGCGGCAGUCACUGAGCUCAUCUGGGGAAAUUAUCUUGACCCAGAAUUAAGCAAUCCUUUGCCUGAUUAUGUGCUCGGUUCAGAUGUCAUCUAUAGUGAGGAAGCAGUGACUGAUUUGUUAACCACCCUACUAGAACUAUGUGGGAGCCAAACAACUAUUGUUUUGGCUGGAGAACUUCGAAACGAUGCUGUCCUUGAAUACUUCUUAGAAGCAGCAAUGAAGGAGUUCACUAUUGGGCGUGUCGAUCAAACGCAGUGGCAUCCAGAUUAUCGCAGCCCACGAGUAGUGAUUUAUGUCCUGGUUAAAAGGUAAAUCAGGGAACAUCAAUAUCACAAAUGGGAGUUCUGUAUGUUAAGCUGGUGAUCCAUCUGUGCUGUUUUGCAUUAUUAUUCAGAGCAGCAAGCUCCAGCCUUUUGCUACAUGACAUUAUAAGAGCAGAAAAUUUCAGUGAUGAUUGCUGCCUGAUGAGUUUUGAUUACAUUGGGAAGGUUCAGUUUCCUGUUUCCAGCAGAAUAUUGAAAGUGACAUAAUGUAUGCUGGUGAAACAAUGUGGGCUAAUUUACUAGCUUAUGUGAGAAUACUAUGUCAGUUUUCUCAAUAUGAACAAGUGUAUCUAAUAUUGUAGUUAACAUAAAUAUUUCUAAUGGUGGUCUCGUGAACGUAUAUUACGAUGCUGAAAUCAGAUAAUUGAAUAGGAAAUGUUUCAUUUUUGGCA
This is a messenger RNA of Cornus florida, 1495 nucleotides long. RefSeq lists its product as uncharacterized. The record is from RefSeq and is a predicted model, not a curated record. Bases 265 to 1092 code for a protein of 275 amino acids. The transcript has 5 exons. Lineage: Eukaryota; Viridiplantae; Streptophyta; Magnoliopsida; Cornales; Cornaceae.